CUGUCUUCUUAAUGGUGGUGUUUAUUUUUAAUACUAGAGUUAUUUACUCAUUGUUUAAGGCUUUGCAUUUGCAUUGGUAACUCAUCCAUUCAAUGUUGGAUAUGUUUUUGUUGAGUAUGUGCUCUAUGAAAGGUGCUUCUCUAAAGAUUGAGGUCACGCUGUGAACAAGAAAAUCAUAGGUGUACCUUGGGGCCUACAAUCUCCUGCAUACAAAUUAAUGAGCAAAUUAUAUUCCAAAACCUACCAAGCCCGUUUGCACAGGGGUAAAACUAUCUCUUGAGCAGCAUGUGUUUUCUUUGCAAAGGAAUUAAAAACUUGUCCCAGGAUCUAAUCAACUCAGGUAAGGAAACUUGUGUCUGGCAUAGGUUAGAACUAGAGCGAGCCUCCAAACUCCAGGGCCACUAUGUGUCCACCCAUCUCUUUCUUCCACUUUUCAAGUUCACCCUUGUUCCUAGGAAGAAUGAAUGUGUCUCUCACACAAUAGAGUAUACUGAAAAUGGGCAGUAGGAAUGAACAACGCAAAAACAGAAAACAUCCUUUGCCAAAAAUCACCAUUUUAUUUAUCUGAGAAGACAACUUAGUUUAUAAUACAGGAAACUUUGGAUCACUACUGGAUUUUCAUUGCAAGUUAAAAACACGGGAAUUUGACUUUUAUUCUGUUUGGGAGAGAUAGGAUUAGGAAUGGAAACAGUAUAUAGCAUACUUCAUUUAUCAAGAAUAAAUUGCAAUAACAGUUUAGGACUCUGAGUGUCGCUGUUCACCACUCGGGGGAAAAGGCAACCCGAAAUUUCAUCCGAACAAGAUUUCCGCAGCAUAAAGCACGGAUUCUGGGGCUUUAGGAAGCUUCAAUCUGGGCCCCCGGAGAACUCCAGUACCCAACCGUGAAAACACCUUAUCUUGGAACCCAAAGAUCGUGGGGCUCCUCAGACCUCCAGAGACAACGCCCAAGCUCAGACUAUUCGGCAGCGGGGCUGUAAUGGCGGCUCCUCCUUUUCCUCCGGACUGCAGCCGGUUAGUUUUGAUCUGCAUUCUCCUGGGGGCCCUGUGGGACAUCCGGGCGGAACAGAUCCGCUACUCGGUACCAGAGGAGUUGGAAAAAGGCUCCUUCGUGGGGAACAUCUCCAAGGACCUGGGGUUGGAGCCCCGGGAGCUGGCGGAGCGCGGAGUCCGCAUCGUCUCCAGAGGUAGGACGCAGCUUUUCUCUCUCAGCCCCCGAGGCGGCAGCUUGGUCACCGCGGGCAGGAUCGACCGGGAGGAGCUCUGUGACAGAUCCCCAAAGUGUGUAGCAAACCUGGAGAUUCUCCUAGAAGACAAAGUAAAGAUUUUUGGAAUAGAAGUAGAAAUAACCGAUGUUAAUGAUAACCCGCCCACCUUUGGAUCAGAGCAGAAGGAAAUAAAAGUUGUCGAAAAUCAAAUUCCUGGGACAAGAUUUCCUCUCCCUGAAGCUUUUGAUCCGGAUUUAGGGAUAAAUUCCCUGCAGGGUUACCAACUCAGCUCAAAUGCUUACUUCUCCCUGAAUAUGCAAAGCGGGGAAGAUGGAAUUAAGUACCCGGAACUGGUGCUGGAGCGCGCCCUAGAUCGCGAGGAAGAGGCGGUUCACCACCUGGUUCUCACCGCCUUCGACGGAGGCGAUCCAGUUCUCUCUGGAACUGCCAGGAUUCACAUAACACUGAUGGACAGCAAUGAUAAUGCUCCUGUCUUCACUCAGCCAGAGUACCGCGUAAAUGUCCGGGAGAAUUUGCCUGUAGGCACUCAGCUACUCACCAUAAAAGCCACCGAUCCAGAUGAAGGAGCCAACGGAGAAGUGACAUAUUCUUUCCGGAAAGUAAGAGACAAAAUAUCCCAGCUAUUCCAGUUGAAUUCUCUGAGUGGAGACAUAACAAUAUUGGGGGAUCUGGAUUACGAGGACUCUGGAUUCUAUGAUAUAGAUGUAGAAGCCCAUGAUGGACCUGGUCUGCGAGCCAGAAGUAAGGUUCUGGUGACAGUUCUGGAUGUAAAUGACAAUGCUCCAGAACUCACAGUUACUUCUCUCACCAGCUCAAUCCAAGAGACUUCUGCCCCAGGUACAGUAAUUGCACUUUUCAACGUGCAUGAUAGUGACUCUGGAGAGAAUGGCCUUGUCACUUGUUCUAUUCCUGAUAACCUGCCAUUCAGGCUUGAAAAGACCUACGGAAAUUAUUAUCGAUUAUUGAUACAUAAAACUCUGGACAGGGAAGAAGUCUCAGAAUAUAAUAUUACAGUAACUGCCACUGACCAGGGAACUCCACCACUGUCUACAGAGAUCCAUAUCUCACUGCAAGUGAAGGACAUCAAUGACAACCCACCCACCUUCACUCAUGCCUCCUAUUCUGCCUACAUUCCAGAAAACAACCCCAGAGGAGCUUCCAUCUUGUCCAUGACCGCCCAGGACCCUGACAGUGGUGACAAUGCCCAAGUAACCUACUCUCUGACAGAAGACACAAUCCAAGGGGCACCUCUAUCCUCCUAUGUCUCAAUCAACUCAAACACUGGUGUCCUAUAUGCACUGCGCUCCUUUGAUUAUGAGCAGUUCCAAGACUUGCAGCUACUAGUGACAGCCAGGGACAGCGGGAAUCCUCCACUCAGCAGCAAUGUGUCACUUAGCCUGUUUGUGCUGGACCAGAAUGACAACACACCUGAGAUCUUGUACCCUACCUUCCCUACUGAUGGUUCUACUGGUGUGGAGCUGACACCCCGGUCGGCAGAGCCAGGAUACCUGGUGACCAAGGUGGUGGCAGUGGACAAGGACUCAGGACAGAAUGCCUGGCUGUCCUACCACCUUCUCAAGGCCAGCGAGCCAGGACUCUUCUCCGUGGGGCUGCACACAGGUGAGGUGCGCACAGCAAGGGCCCUGCUGGACAGAGAUGCUCUCAAGCAGAGUCUCGUGUUGGCUGUGCAGGACCAUGGCCAGCCUCCUCUCUCGUCCACUGUCACACUCACCAUUGCUGUGGCAGACAAUAUCCCAGAUAUCCUGGCAGACCUGGACAGCAUCAAUACUCCCAGAGACCAAGACAAUUCAGACCUCACACUGUACCUGGUGGUGGCAGUGGCUGUGGUCUCCUGUGUCUUCCUGGCCUUUGUCAUCGUGCUGCUGGCGCUCAGGCUGAGGCGCUGGCAUACAAAUCGCCUGCUUCAGGCUACAAGUAGUGGGUUGACGGGGAUGCCCACUUCACACUUUGUGGGCGUGGAUGGGGUACACGCUUUCCUGCAGACCUAUUCCCAUGAGGUCUCGCUCACUGCAGACUCACGGAAGAGCCACCUGAUCUUCCCCCAGCCUAACUAUGCUGACACGCUCAUCAGCCAGGAAAGCUGUGAGAAAAGCGAGCCUCUUCUCAUAGCUCAGGACUUAUCUGAAACAAAAGGAGACCCCAGUCUUCUUCAGGUGAGUCAAACUUAUAAUAGCUCUUACCAUCAUGAAACAAAGGGCUCUGUAACUGCCCCUAAUUGUAUAAAAUAUGUAAAUAUCAAAUAA
This is a messenger RNA of Castor canadensis (American beaver), 3490 nucleotides long. NCBI's taxonomy places the organism in Eukaryota, Metazoa, Chordata, Mammalia, Rodentia, Castoridae. The record is from RefSeq and is a predicted model, not a curated record.